UAUAGAAUUGACGUCCAAAAUAUUCUGUAGUCGUUGUUCAUUCCUUAAGUUUUUUGACAGAGAAAUUAAGGAACAAGCUAUGGCACCUACUGAUGAUAUAGGUAACAGAAAACUCGGCGGCAUUUGCUGGAUAUUCAUCAUCUUACUCCUAUUUCUUGUGCCGUUUACCGUGCUGUUCGUCGUCCUAGAAGUACUUCCCAGCAAAUACACGGCUGAUUACCCUGUUUUCACCCUAAACCAAGCCACCGUCUACAACUUCAACUUCACCCUUAUCGGUGGACGUGGAGCUAAUAAUUCCUCCUUCCUUGUUGACACCAAUGUCAAUGUCACAAUACUCUACCUCAACCCAAACCGACACGUCACAAUCAGCUAUGACCGCCUCACCAUCAGCGCCGUAUAUCUUGGAGAGGCCAUUGUUGUUCCCACCGUUCUUCCUGCAUCUGUUCAGCGGCCCAAAAUUGCCGGCGCUUUAUCGGCUUUCCUAAAUGGUCAUUCUGUCCCGGUGGCCGGGACGGGCUUGGAUAAGAUGGCGCUCAUCCCAGUCAACAUUACUGUGGAUGGAUGGAUUGCUUGGGAUAGGCCUGAUUGGAAUCAUGAGUGGUGCAGCGGGAAAAUGCAUGUCAACUGCCCCUGCUUUCUGAGAUCGGGCUAUACCGGGGACUAUGAUUUGCAGCAGACUUGCAUUGUUGAGGUUGAUGAAGAUGUUUUCAAGACUUAAUUAAUCCAUUAUUAUCAUUAAUUACUGAUAUUACCAAUAUAAUAUUAUCAUAUUUCCCUUAUUGGAUUUCAUACCUAGUAUAUUAAAAUAUUAAAUUACUACUCGUAUUAUAGGAUUACUAUAUAAUAGGAGUACGUAUCUGAUCUACUAUAUAUGCAUAGAUAAAUGCAUGCGCUACUUAAUUAGUUAACAAUGUAAUUAUGCAAUACGGGAUAUAUUCCGUAUUAUAUUAACGAGCACUUCGUAUAUUUUAUUAAUUGCAUCUGAUCUGUGUAUGUGCUCAAGUAUUGAUGAAUAUUUCUAUGUCAUUGUUCUUAUCUUAAUGGUGUAAAUUACAA
This is a messenger RNA of Cuscuta epithymum, 1056 nucleotides long. The record is from the annotation of a GenBank genome assembly. Lineage: Eukaryota; Viridiplantae; Streptophyta; Magnoliopsida; Solanales; Convolvulaceae.